Parathielavia appendiculata is the source of this 366-nucleotide messenger RNA. RefSeq lists its product as uncharacterized. The record is from RefSeq and is a predicted model, not a curated record. The transcript has 3 exons. The coding region runs from base 95 to 334 and encodes 79 amino acids. Lineage: Eukaryota; Fungi; Ascomycota; Sordariomycetes; Sordariales; Chaetomiaceae.
GUGUGCUUAAAGAUGGUUCUUGGUGUGUAAGGGUGCCUGGUUAGGGGGUUGGCUGUUGUUACAAUUCUGUCUAGGGAUUUGGCCACGGUAUCUAAUGGAUUCGCGGUGUCACUGGAGUGGGGUUUGCCUGCUCUGCAUGUGUGUUGCUUCCAGACGGAUCUUGUAUAAACAACAACAAUGUUUGCGCUCGCUUUUGAGGGGAACUGGUGUUGACAGAUGUAUCUUUUCUCCCCUUGACUGGGUUCAACCUCUGCCUCAACCGUCCAAGGAACGUUACCGGAAUGUCUGGGCCUUCUUAUCUGGCCUUAUUCGUGGUGAUGGCCUUGUGUGGUGACACCGAGGUGAGGGGGAAAUGAACCCAGCCAA